Molecule: messenger RNA, 1039 nt
Organism: Corylus avellana
Lineage: Eukaryota; Viridiplantae; Streptophyta; Magnoliopsida; Fagales; Betulaceae
Gene: APC10
Product: anaphase promoting complex 10
Biological process (GO): protein K11-linked ubiquitination; anaphase-promoting complex-dependent catabolic process
Cellular component (GO): anaphase-promoting complex
Source: RefSeq, a predicted model, not a curated record
CACUUCCCCCCAUUUUCUCAGCUGCUCUACACCGCACACACCUUCCGCCUCUGCCCACCACCGCCACCGAACGCACCGGCGACGCCCACCCACCACAGCACCUGCAAUACCAAUAGUUGUACUUUCACUGGGAAGUAUUCCCGGCGACUUUGUACGGCGACGCCCACCAAACGACACCUACGCACCACCAGCGACGCCCACCAUCCAAAACUGGCAGGCCGAAUACUACCCUAACCUGACAUUUGAGGGUCCAGUCUCCGGAGCGAAGGUAACUGUUAGGCUAUGGCAACGGAGUCAUCCGAGGGAGAAGAAGAAGGGAAGAUCACCAGUGGGAAUCAUGUGCUGAUAGUGGAAGAUGACCUUCGAGAACUGGGAAAGAAGGCCGCUUGGAGUGUCAGCUCUUGCAAGCCUGGCAAUGGUGUCGGUUCUCUCCGCGACGACAACCUUGAAACCUAUUGGCAAUCAGAUGGUGCGCAGCCUCAUUUGGUUAAUAUUCAGUUCCAAAAGAAAGUUAAGCUUCAAUUAGUCGUUCUUUAUGUGGAUUUCAAGCUUGAUGAGAGCUACACGCCGAGUAAGAUCUCCAUUCGCUCCGGUGAUGGGUUCCACAACUUGAAAGAGAUAAAAACUAUGGAACUUAUCAAGCCUAGCGGUUGGGUUUAUGUAUCCUUGUCUGGAAAUGAUCCUAGGGAAACUUUUGUCAACACUUUUAUGUUGCAAAUUGCUGUGUUGUCAAACCAUCUCAACGGGAGGGAUACUCAUGUGCGCCAGAUCAAACUUUAUGGGCCUCGACCGAACCCUAUUCCGCAUCAACCAUUUCACUUUACUUCACGGGAGUUCAUCACCUACUCUUGCGUGAGAUGAGAAAGGUUACCGAGCAAAAACUGUGUUGAACCGAGGAGUGAAGCAAGCUUCUAUAAGAGUAGCCGGCUCAUAUUAAGAACCAUGAGUAUGUAUCUCUAGCCAUGUAUAAUCUGUACGUUCAAUUUUUUUUCAAUACCAAAGAUUUAGAACAAUAUUAUUUGGUUCCUUGUUACAAGAA